Messenger RNA from Laccaria bicolor S238N-H82, 1584 nucleotides. RefSeq lists its product as uncharacterized. The transcript is spliced from 7 exons. NCBI's taxonomy places the organism in Eukaryota, Fungi, Basidiomycota, Agaricomycetes, Agaricales, Hydnangiaceae. The record is from RefSeq and is a predicted model, not a curated record. Bases 1 to 1584 code for a protein of 527 amino acids.
AUGAGUACUCAUUCUCAAUCCCCUGAACCAUCUGCCCCACUUUCCAGUCAAACCAAGCACCAUGGGUCCGGGAGGCAUUGGUCCGAUGAAGAAAGUGCUCUGUUGGAAAAACAUCAGGAGGAGUAUAGAGACACCAAUGACGCUGCUCACACCGAGAUAUUUUCUCGAGUUUUGCAAGACAUGCUCGACAUACUCCCCAAUGGAAAAUUGUUCAAGAAGGAAGAAAGAUCAGCUGUUAAAAAAGAUAUUAAAGAGUGGUUUGCCCAGUACAGUCGUAAGAGAAGUCAGAAAAUGCCGAGGAUGGGAAAGUCGUGGCACGCCCGGCGUGUGUUCCAGCAUGAGAACAAGGACGCCAUCAAUACCGAAGCGAAAAGGCUUUGUGCCAAAGCCAUUGAAGAGGGACAAAAGAGGCCUAAAGGUGGAGAUCCCACUCAUUUUGAUUUUCGGGAGCGGGUCGUGACUCAAAUGAUGGGAAAACUGAAGAAAAGGGAGAAAGACGUACUACAGAGGACAGCCGAGGAGUACAACAAGAAGGGAGUUGACCCAGAACUCAAGUCCAAGUGGUUUAUCUGGACCUUUGUUCGACUGGCUGUAAAGAACUGCACAGCUCGGAUGCAUGCAUUUUCCAAGGAACUUUAUGAUACAAUGGGUGUCUGGGUCUUUAUCUUUGGAUGUUAUCUGAAGCCCGAUGGUACAUUGGAUGUCUCAACCUACGACUUCAAUCAAGAACUCGGCAAUGGGAAAGACUUUAUUGAUAACCAUAGCCAGACUUUCCAUGAGGAAGGAAUAUCGGUAUCUUCUUGGAGAGCACACAAUGAAGAAUACUAUGGGUUGGAGGAUCUUGCUUCGGCCGAAGGAGGACACCGGUCCCAGGGUGCUAUGACUUUGGAGAAGAACCUAUACCUGGAACCUAUUCUACCCGAUCCAUCGAAACCACCUGUUAAAACUUCUCGUGAUAUUCAAAUUUGGAGGCUGAAUAAUUGUGACCGGAAUGGUCCCCGGAUUGGCAAAAACGGAAUGCAACUGGAAUCCGGUUUGUUUGGCACAUGCCCAUUGCCAAACAAUUGUUUGUUUGGCAACGGCUUUCACGCUCAUCCAAACACAACCCUCUCUCCUCCCACCACCACCGUCGUCGCUCCACGUAACCGCCCCCCUCACGUUAUCCAUCAACGUCGCCAACACGACAACGCUGUGCCACGUCACCACGGCACACAAACCAGCACUCCGGAAACAACGUCCAGCACUCCGGAAACAACGUCCAGCGCCCACACGAAACACAACGGCACCACCUCGCCCACGAAAACACCCCACCCAGCACCCACGACAGUGCACAACGGCACACCGCGUCCACGAAAACUCCCCACCGCCCACGACCGAUGGAGAUGGUCGCUGAAGCUCUCCAGUUUUGGUAUGAACGUCAAGAACAACACAAAAUCACCUUUCAAUUUAAAUCCUUUCUUGAGGGGAAAGUGCUGCUGGAAGCACCUCCACGAAGGAAAAUUAAAGUUCACGUUCCUAAACCUCAAGUUCAUAGCAAGUGCCUGCACACCGACAUCCACACUGCCUAAUGAAUUUAUGAAAUGA